AUGACAGAACCAGCAGAGCAGACCCAUCACCUGGAAACUUUGGGCCGCCCAUCAGGUGGGAGCAGCGGGGAGGCUUUGGAGCAUCUCCCAGCCAGACACCGUGGAGGACCAGAAAACGGCGACAGGGGGCGACAGAGAGAGCAGCAGCAGAGGCAGCGGCAGCGGGCGGAGAACAGUGUGGAUAUCGACACAGGCAAGUUAUGGCAAACGAAAGGCGGACAGAAGGAGGUGUGCCCUGUCUUCGCAGCCGGAAACGAGCUCCCCAAGUGCCAGAACGCCACUCGGCCUCACCACAAACCCGGACCCCACGCAGCCGGCGACCGAAACCACAACCCCCGCGACAAGAACGGGGAAGACGCGCCGCUGCAGGAGACUUUGAACCACGCACAAGUGGAGAGUUUGCUCAUCGACUCCGACACCGGCGUGGACGCGCGCCUCGGCAAGAAGCGGCACCGGCGCAGGACCUCCAAGAAGAAGCGUAACUGGAAGCCGUACAACAAACUUUCGUGGGAGGAGAAGAAAGCCCUGGAGGAGAGGGAGACGGUGCGGGCUUCGCGGAUGAGGGAGGAGAUGUUCGCCAAGGGGCUCCCGGUGGCGCCCUACAACACCACCCAGUUCCUGAUGGACGAGCACGACCGGGAGGAGCCCGACCUCAACACCGAGACCGGGGCCCGGCGCUCCCUGUCGGUGGCCGGCCGCGUGGAGGACACCGGCAGCGAGGAGGACCUCUUCGACAACGAGGAGGACGACGACGACGACGGCAGCGGCGGGGGAGGCAGCGACGGUAUCGGGAGGCCCGGGAACGCCGGGGGGGAGUUUCUCCAGAGAGACUUUUCCGAGACCUACGAGAUGUACCACGUCGAGAGCCUCCAGAACAUGACCAAGCAGGAGCUGGUGCGCGAGUACCUGGAGCUGGAGAAGUGCAUGUCCCGGCUGGAGGAGGAGAACAACAGGCUCCGGCGCGCCGCGGAGCCCGCCCCCGCCCCCGCCGCCGAGAGCUCCCGGCUCCGGGAGAUGGAGCUGGAGGUGGAGAGACUGAGGGCCCAGAACACGGAGCUGCUCCAGCUGGGCCGGGACCGGGGCCAGGUCCCCGCCAAGUAA
Menidia menidia (Atlantic silverside) is the source of this 1101-nucleotide messenger RNA. The record is from the annotation of a GenBank genome assembly. NCBI's taxonomy places the organism in Eukaryota, Metazoa, Chordata, Actinopteri, Atheriniformes, Atherinopsidae.